UGUAUAAACUAUUGACUGAGAUUUCUUUUUAAAUAGCUGAUAACAUUUUGCAUCCCAAACACCAUUUCAGGCAAACACUGACACUUGACACUACCGAGGCUGGACCAGAGGAGCUGGCUGGGAAGGAUGCAGCAGGAGUUGUGAAAUCAAUGGACAGGAAUUUGAUUUCAGUAGGCAUCGUGGCCCAGAAAGUCAAGAGCAGCUGCACAAAAUGUCCUAAGCUGAUGGAUGUUUGGCGGAAUGUGAAGAGGGAUCUGGAGCCAGGGAAUUUGUCUAAAGCCACUGCCCCUCGCAGCUUCAUCACCCUCAUCCAAAGCCUGAGGAAAGCCAGCACUGCAGACAUCCUGAAGGUGUUGGCCAACUGCAGCAAGACAUCCCUGCCUCAGCUAGUGGAUGCAGUUACAUCUGCUCAAACGCCAGCGUCUCUGGAGGCCAUCUUGGAAUUUCUGGACUUCUCCAAGAAAGAAGGACUGGUUCUUCAGGAGCGUUUCCUGUAUGCUUGUGGCUUUGCCUCUCACCCAAAUGAGAAGAUGCUACAGUCUCUUCUGGAUAUUUCAAAUGGGAAGAUCGGCAGCACUGACAUCAAGGAGUCUGUGGUGAUCAUUAUGGGCGCUUUGGUCAGAAAGCUUUGUCUGAAAGGAGGAUGUGAACUACCGACCGUAGAACGUGUGAAGAAGAUGCUCCUGGACGGUGUAGAGCGCGCUCGGCAGGAGGCUGAGGUCCAGGUGUACCUGCUGGCCCUGAAAAACGCUGUGCUACCCGAGGCCAUCCCACUGCUGACCAGAUACGCAGAGUCUGCAAAGGGAGCCUUUAGCACCAUUGCCAUCACCGCCUUGCAAAGAUACGACACUGCCCUAAUAUCCAAAGAGGUCAAGCUUGCCCUCAGCCGCGUCUACCACCAGAACCGGCGGAUUUACGAGAAGAACAUCAGGGUGGCUGCGGCCGACGUCAUCCUUGGCAGUAAGCCAACAUACGUGGAAGUCCAGAACCUCUUGCUGUCUAUUGGUCACCUCCCACGAGAAAUGAAUAAGUACAUGGUCAUGAAGGUCGAGGACAUCCUCCGCUUUGAAAUGCCUGCCAGCGGCAUCGUUCGUCAGGUCAUGAGGGACAUGAUUUCUCACAACUACGACCGAUUUGCCAAGAUGGGGUCGUCGUCUUCUUAUUCUGGCUACACGGCAAGGACCUCCGAUGUCACGUCCACCUACAGUCUGGACAUCCUGUAUUCCGGUUCCGGAAUCCUGAGGAGGAGCAACAUGAAUAUCUUUGCCCUGAGCAACAGCGCCCUCCUCCAUGGCCUUCAGGUCGCUAUUGAGGCCCAGGGUAUGGAGUCUUUGAUAAGAGCCACUCCUGACGAGGGCGAGGAGAAACUGGAGGCGUUUGCCGGCAUGUCCGCCCUCCUAUUUGACGUCCAGCUCCGACCUGUGACCUUCUUCAAGGGCUACAAUGACCUCAUGUCCAAAAUCUUCUCCGUGUCCGCAGACCCCAUCAGUGUGGUGAGGGGCCUGAUCCUUCUGACAGAUCACUCUCAGGUCAUCCAGCUGCAGUCCGGGCUGAGAGCCAGCGCGGAGUUCCAGGGAGGCCUGGCCAUCGACAUCUCCGGGGGCAUGGAGGUCAGCCUCUGGUACCGCGAGUCCAAGACCAGCAUCAACAACAGGGGAGCGCUGGUGGUGGUCGGCAACAUGACCGUGGACGUCGCAGACUCCGCAGCCAGCGCUGGGAUGGAGGUGAGUUUCGAGACGGAGGCGUCUCUGGACUUCAUCACCACGGUCCAGUUCGCCGACUACCCCUUCAACGUGUGCAUGCAGAUGGAAAAGGCCACCUUCCCUUUCAGAGAGACUGUCACCAGGUACGAGAGGCUGCGGCUGCCUAAGGGAAAGGAGUUCCUCUCUCGUCGCGUCCGGAGCCAGCUGGUACCCGGAUCGGAAUUCCCGCUGCACCAGGCCAACUCUGACAUGUGCAACCGUAUCCAUGGAGAUGGAGAUGAAGAUGGAGAUAGCGAUUGGUGAAGAAGGGGCUCGGGAAGCGGAGGGCUUUGGGUACGGAGCGGAAGCAAUGCCCAGGGAACAAACUCGAUUUUUUUAGAGAGUUUAAGACUUUUGUAAAUUGUGGACACACGAGAUGUGUUUACGGUUUGUGCAACAUUGCGGUAUAUUGGAAUGAUCUCAGCACGUUUUGAAUGUCCACACAUAUAGUAUUUAUUUUUCAUCAAGAUGCCAUCUUACUUUUAUAGCCGCUCAUGAAAUGUUAACAUGGCUCAGACUAUUAAAUCUGCUGUACCAUAUAUUUUGUGACUUUGCUCAGUGGUACAAAUAAAAACGAA
Engraulis encrasicolus (European anchovy) is the source of this 2320-nucleotide messenger RNA. Its product is annotated as microsomal triglyceride transfer protein-like. Gene Ontology annotation, molecular function: lipid binding. The coding region runs from base 150 to 2006 and encodes 618 amino acids. Gene Ontology annotation, cellular component: Golgi apparatus; basolateral plasma membrane; endoplasmic reticulum. The transcript is spliced from 6 exons. NCBI's taxonomy places the organism in Eukaryota, Metazoa, Chordata, Actinopteri, Clupeiformes, Engraulidae. Gene Ontology annotation, biological process: lipid transport; lipoprotein metabolic process; cholesterol homeostasis. The record is from RefSeq and is a predicted model, not a curated record.